This is a messenger RNA of Fonsecaea nubica, 2175 nucleotides long. RefSeq lists its product as hypothetical. The transcript has 4 exons. Lineage: Eukaryota; Fungi; Ascomycota; Eurotiomycetes; Chaetothyriales; Herpotrichiellaceae. The record is from RefSeq and is a predicted model, not a curated record. Bases 1 to 2175 code for a protein of 724 amino acids.
AUGGACGCAGACUUGAAAGAUGAACACAAGGAGUGGCAUCCUGAGCGAAAAAUUCAGGCGCAAGAAGACAAGAGCACAGUAACGGCAUCAAGGACGACUCAGAUCACUGCGAAAAGCCCAUCGCGCGACAUCAAGCAAGCGGUUGACGAGGAACUCGUUCAUCCUCCAGCCUAUGCGCCACCGUCACAUCCACCGCCCCAAAGAGCCACCAGCCGGAUAACGGCCAAGCGUCCCCAUACCAACCCGGUCAUUGAGGCUGGCAGAGUUCGUGCGAGAGAUGAGCAACAAAUGCAGAAUGCCCUACAAAAGCUCCAGUUCCAGUACCAAAUAUACAACAGCGAAAUCGAACCCGAGCAUGAGGCAGACUACUAUUGCGGCUGUCCCAUCCACAUAUAUCAGAGGAUGAAAUGGAGUCGCUACGGAGUGCAGGACAUGUGGUCGAAGGCAGUCAUGUAUCCUGGCGAGAAGGCUUACAACGACAACCCUCAGAGCCUGACUGGACUGAGCAGGAACCCUUAUCGAAUCCGCGUCGUGUCGCCAUAUGGCUACGCCAACUCUACCUGGGGAAUGCAGAGACCUCGGCCAAAGUACCAUGCCAUGUCCAUCCACCAGACGAUUGACCUCAACAAUCGCCUGAAUUCUGAAGCUCAAGCCAGGAUUAAUGCACUGGAGCCAGCGGUCGACAUCUGGAACGAUGCUGCCCUAGAAGCCGCAAUGUCUCAGUUGAGUGUCAUGGCUGCCAAUGACAAAAAACGAUCCAACAAGGCGGACGACGAGAAAGAUUCAGGUGAACUACCACAAAAAGAGGGCUCUUCCUCUACAGAUGGGGCCGCGGCAAGGCCAGCCAAGGCCUCGAGGCUCUCGAGUUUCCGACAAGCCAUCGGCAUCAAAUCUUCGAAGGAGAGGGCCACGGCAAAGGUGGAGCAGAUGGUGGAUCAAGGCCGUAGUCUGCGCGACACGAUUCUGGCAGAGGAGGAAGGUAGGUGGCCUGAUGAGCAGUGGCGGCAUAUCGUGGCCGUAUACCAAGAAAAGGUGGGCAUGACUGGAAAGAUCGCUUAUCUUCGAGCUCGCCAGCCCAUUCAAUAUCUUCAUCUGCUCAGGGCUGGGUACUUUGAGCCUAUUCCGGUGGCCUGGGCGAAUCAAGCUUCCAAUCCGCUCAAGUUCAGUAUCGAGGCAGCGGCAGGAUGGAGAGGACUUACCCCUUCAUGGCGAGGAUACGAAGAUACGGCCGAGGAACGACUCUACUGGGUCUUGAACCACAGAGAAGGCAGUGUCGGAGCCAGAAUGAAGCCAGACUUCAUCUCCGAAAUGAACAUGGCACGAGCCAGAAUGGCCACUGCCGUCGAACCUCCACCCGAGUACUACUCGGCCACCGACACCUGUCAUGUUCAACAUACCUCUGCAGGCUACUCCAAGCAAGUCAUGCCGAAACCCUUUGUCGCCUAUGAUCGACCUGAAGUGCCCACAGAUGACACAAUGAUCCUCUUGGACGUCUCAGGAUCAAUGGGUUUCGAUCCGGUUCGACCAAGAUACGACCAGUAUCUUAUCACUGGCUACACCAAAUCCACCCAGCCAAAGAACAAAGAUGUUGCCAAAGCCAUCAUCCGACGCUUCACCGACGCCAUGGCGAACCACGAUCACCAGUUCCGUGGCUACGAUCUGACCACCUUCUCCGACUCUGCCGAAUACAUUGGCACCAUCAACCACCAGAACCUCGAUAGGAUGUGGCGCAAGGUCAGAAUCGGAGGCGGCACGCGCGUCAUGACAGGCUGGCAAAAGGUCAAGGAGCUGCACUUCCAGAAGCACUCCGAGUCUGCCACGCACCACCCAGUGUAUGGAUGGCAGGCUGGACCAGAGACGCCCAUGCUCCGCCUGCUUCUGCUGCUCGACGGUGAAGCCACGGAUAUGGACGAGUUCGAGCUGGAUCUGCUGGGUCUUUCGUGGGCCCACGUCACCAUCUUCCUCAUCGGCGUGGACGGAUGCCCGCAUCACCAUCGCCACGCCAAUGAAUUGCAACGUAUCAGCGAUGUGAAUCACCACGUGUCAUUUGUCGAUGCACAGGGCAAUACACCAGAGCGAUUUGUGACCCAUGAGCUGCUCAAGAGGCAUUUGGGCUAUGAGAUUUCCAUGACUGAGUUUGAGCAGAUGGAGGAGUUACCACAGUACACAGCAUGA